CUUCAUCUUCAGUCGAGGCGUCAAACGUUGCCAGAGCGCAACUCUGACCUCUAGCGGAUACAGAGAACGACGCAACAAAAGGAUAGAUGAAGAAAAUCAACAGUGAAUGUUACCAGUUAAUUCAUGACUCCUGCUGAGGUUGAUUUGUUGGGACACAUGACACUUCUGCUGUUGUGGAUCACAGAGACACACAGGACCAGCAGCAGCAGUGGAGGCACAUGGAAACGUUUGGUCAACAGACAGCAGCACACAUGGACCUAUUCAAACAGCAGAGAGUGGAGGAUUUCUAUGAAAUUGGUGAAGAGUUGGGGAGCGGUCAGUUUGCUAUAGUCAAACAAUGUACGGAGAAACACACAGGUGUGCAUUUUGCCGCCAAGUUCAUCAAGAAGCGUCAGAGUAUGGCCAGCUCCCGUGGCGUGCGGCUGGAAGAAAUCGAGCGCGAGGUGAACAUCCUGCAGCAGCUGCAGCACGCCAACAUCGUCAGGUUACACGACGUGUAUGAGAACCGCACGGACGUGGUUCUGAUCCUGGAGCUGGUUUCUGGUGGUGAGCUGUUUGACUUCCUGGCCCAGAAGGAGUCACUGAGUGAGGAGGAGGCCACGCAGUUUAUCAAACAGAUACUUGAAGGGGUCAACUACCUGCACGCCAGGAAAAUUGCCCAUUUUGACCUUAAGCCUGAAAAUAUUAUGCUGCUGGACAAGAAUGUUUCACUGCCCAGAAUCAAACUCAUAGACUUUGGUUUGGCUCACAAGAUCGAAGCUGGAGUUGAGUUCAAAAACAUCUUUGGGACACCGGAGUUUGUAGCUCCAGAGAUUGUCAACUACGAGCCCCUGGGACUAGAAGCGGACAUGUGGAGCAUCGGAGUCAUCACGUACAUCCUGCUCAGUGGCGCCUCGCCGUUUCUGGGUGAAACCAAACAAGACACUCUGGAGAACAUCUCUGAUGUCAAUUACGAAUUUGACGAAGAAUUGUUCUGUCACACCAGCGACCUGGCCAAAAGGUUCAUCAGUCAGCUGCUCGAGAAGGACAAGAGGAAAAGAUUAAGCAUUCAAGAGGCUCUGAAUCACCCGUGGAUAAAGUUGAAUGAACAUAAGGAGGAAAAUAAAACCCAGGAGCCAAAGAAGAGGGAGCGACGGCAGCUGAAGACCAAGCGCCUGAGAGAAUAUACUAUCAAGUCCCACUCCAGCAUGCCUCCAAACAACACCUAUGUAAACUUUGAACGCUUUGCACAAGUGGUGGAGGACAUUGACCAGAUGGAGAGCUCGUUUGUCAAUUUGGCAGCAGCGCACGACUCCCUGCAGGAAGACAUUGACGCCAUGGUCUCUAUAUACAACGACAAGGAAGCCUGGUACAAGGAGGAGAGCGAGGGUGUGCGCCAGGAACUCUCUCAAAUCCGCUACGAGUUCCGGAAAGUUGAAGCGCUGAAGAGGAGCCUGCAGGACGACAUUCAGGCCUUCGGCCACAGCUUGAACUCCGUCUGCAGCCGAUACAAGGAGAGGAUGAGCAACUUUGACCUCCUGCAACAGGAGCUGAGUGAAGAGCUGAAGUGGGUGCAGGAGGUGAUGGCGUCAUUUCCGAUGGACGGAGGUGUAAGCGGAUAUCCCAACUUCUGCACGGUCAUCAAUAACGACGUCAACGAAGCACUGAAGGAGCUGCUGAAACGCUCCUGUGGAGGGGAGCUCCUGUCUGGAAUGAACCUGGACUUUACUGAACCUGGACAGCAGCGAUAGGCCUGUACAACCACAGUAUCUGGAUUUGGAUGAUGGAAAUGAUUGUUGUACCAUAUUGAGUUUGUAAUAGGAAUGUCCGAUAUUAACUUUUAGCCAAUAUCCGAUACGUCGAUUUUGUCCAAACACGUAAUUUCCAAUUCCAUUAUCAACCGAUACUAAUAUAGCAGGCCAGUGGUGGCCUGAUGGUUAAGAAAGUGCCACCUUCUCACUAAGGGAAUGGGUUAAAGCCAUGGCUGACAUCUAGUGGCUUUUACUAUCACAUACAGCCGUUUUUCCCAAAAACAAUUUUCAGGUCACACUUCAUUUGGCAAAACCCAGGCAUUGCGUUAUCGGGUAUUCAUUAUUGGAGGAAAAAACAAUAACGAUUCUUAAAGAUAUUACCUAAUUAUGCUAAUCUCAAACCGAUAACAUCGGUUUGUUGAUAUAAUUGCACAGCCCUAGUUUUAACCUUUUAGCUGGUAAAUAAAAAAAACGUUGUUGGUGGUGGUUUGGUUUUAUAGUGUCACAUCAGCAAUCAUGGACUGUCUGUAAUGAGACCCUCUAAUGAAAUGAUGGGGGUCACUGUGACCCUGAACUCACUUGUGUUUGACGCCCUGAUGAAGACGAUGCUACGUGCUAACAGACAGUCAUAGCCCAUGAAUAUUUCCGUGCACUUUGACCUGCAGCUUGCAAAAGUGGAAUCCUGGCCACGAUGUCAAACUGCAGGUUGUAUCUGUGGCCUUUGAUGUGAGUGGUGAGGUAAUCUACAAAGCAAAACAAACGUCUGUCUGCUGCUGGUAAUUGAGAGAUUCUGAAAAAUCUAUGUGGGUUAAAUGUUCUUUUCACUUUAGGUUUUUUACUUUAUACAGCCAAUAGUGCCGUGAUGAAACGGGUUCUUUUAGCACCUGGACUAGAUUUACUAUGCAAAAAAAUAGGAUAGUGUCACACUUGGUAUUUGAAGGCCAUUCUAGUUCCAUGACUAACUAGGAAAAUAAGGUACAGUACGAAGGUGGAUUCCCUCUAUUUGCUGCAGUACUUUGUCCUGCCUUCAGCAGUUACUACUGUACUCUUAUGGUGCUAACAAAUAGCAUUACCUACGCAAAAAAAAAAACAAAAACAUUUUUCAGUGUCUGAGAAAUAAAAUCUUGAUGUGAGGAGAAAAACAGCACUCACAGAAACAACCUGUAAUGCUGGCAGUAGUUGCAGAGACCCAGCUGCACCAAUCGUGAUCUCUAAUCACCUCUGACACCACUCAGAUAACCAGGACUUUAAACCCACACCUACUCAGCUGACGCUUUCCUCAACAGAAUGUUUUUCUAAGAGCACAAUGAAAACUACUUCAUAAAAUAUAGAAGAAUAUUCUCUCUUAUAGCUAAAUAUUUUAUUCUAUUCUAUUUUAUUCUCACCGGGACUUAGGUGAUGUAUUACAGUGAAAAAAACAGAAUCUUAAUGGAGUCUGAAGAAGUUGCUAAACAUGCUAAACAUUUUCCGUAACUGAGUUACGUCAGAAUGCGAACUGGUUGAACUCGAAAAAAUACCGAAAAUAUGAUAAUACCUUAAGGCUGUUGGUACGAUACUACAGUAUGUACAGUGUGAUGCAGUUAUGUUAGGAGCAUCCUGGCGAGUGGGCGUGGCCAGAAAAACAAAAUACAAAACAGAAAGUGACUAAUAAGAAUAAAAAUCAUUUUAAAAA
This is a messenger RNA of Cynoglossus semilaevis (tongue sole), 3402 nucleotides long. It is a transcript of the gene dapk2a, whose product is annotated as death-associated protein kinase 2a. Bases 219 to 1730 code for a protein of 503 amino acids. Lineage: Eukaryota; Metazoa; Chordata; Actinopteri; Pleuronectiformes; Cynoglossidae. The transcript is spliced from 10 exons. Gene Ontology annotation, cellular component: nucleus; cytoplasm. Gene Ontology annotation, molecular function: protein serine/threonine kinase activity; ATP binding. The record is from RefSeq and is a predicted model, not a curated record. Gene Ontology annotation, biological process: intracellular signal transduction; positive regulation of apoptotic process; protein phosphorylation.